UCCCUCCACUCUUCUUCCCAAGCUCGUUCCAGCAGUCAAUCUACUCGUGCUUCGUUGCUGGACACUGUUUUUCUUUUUCUUUCGCCUCUUCUUCUGUGUCUGUCACUCUCUCGUUCAGUUGUCCCUUGUCGUCGUCGACAUAUCAUUCAGCACCACACCCACGAUAUCACUACCUCCUCCCCACCAACCAUGUCGAACGAUGGUGUGCGAAAACGAGGAGCGCCCCCAAAUCCGGCAACCGUUCGCCCUGUCGCCAACCCCAUGGACCAACGUGUGCUCACCCUGAACGAAAGAAUUUUAAACGACAUUUUCAACAUUUAUACGGAUAAGGAUGUCGGUCUGGUGAAGUUGGGAAAACUUGUGGGUAUUGAACUGCCAUAUCCACGGCGUAAAGUGACGGUUAUGAUUCUUGGAAAUCAUUCCGCUGGCAAGUCCAGUUUCAUCAAUUGGUAUAUUGAAGAGACUAUUUUGAAAACUGGAGUGGCAAUUGAAACACAAGGAUUCGCUUUUGUAACCAGUGGAAAAAAGAGGGAUACCUUAAAGGGUCCAGCAACUCUGCAGCUUUACCCUCAUUUGAAGCAACUCCAGGAAAUGCAGGGCGUAUUGGACUAUUUGACUACCGAAGUGAGCACUUCAAGAUCCCGGAAAUUUAAUCUCGUGGCCUUUGUGGAUACACCGGGGCUUGUAGACGGAGACAUGAACUAUCCUUUCGAUGUAAAUGAAACCCUCUUAUGGCUGGGAAAUAUGGCCGAUCUGGUUUUCGUCUUUUUCGACCCAAUGGGGCAAGCCUUGUGCAAGCGGACCCUCAACAUCCUUGAAUCUCUCUGGUCACCUUACAGUGAAAAGAUUCGUCUGUAUUUGGCCAAGGCGGAUGAGGCAGGAAGCGAAACUGAUCGUCAAAAGGUGCUGAUGCAAAUUGUUCAGGAGCUAUGCAAACGACCUGGACUUAAUAGAACUGGCUUCGACAUGCCCACUAUUUACCUGCCUGAUGCCUCUGGAAAGCCAAGUCGAUGUGCUAACCAAAUCACUGAUGUAUGUGAUGAAAUAGAGAAAGUCAUCGAGCAGACCGUUCAGAAUUCUUUGAACAACUUGGAACGAGACGCUAACCUGGUAAAGGAAAGAGUUAGUGUGUCAUUGGCAUUAGAUGCUGAAGCUCGAAAAAGGAAUUUUCGACGAAACAUUCGCAGAUUGGUCUUCAAUGUACUUGGCUUCAUCCUACCAUUUUUGCUAUUUACUGUUUUGGUAAUUGCUGAGACAUCGGCUGAAGGAAUGCGAAAGCACAUUGGACCUGGUGGAGAUUUGGUUUAUCACUUUUGUAAACCGCUUGCCAUUCUGUGGUCUGCUGUUCCGAAGUCUUACCAUUUACAUAUUGUUAUUGGGAUUGUUUGCCUUUCUGCAGCAUGUUUAAUGAUCCCUCGCUGUUUUCCAACGGAGAAAGUUGUUGCAAAUCGCGAACUAACGAAUCUAAAACUGGCUAUGAACGUUUUAGAGGAUAACUUGAAUCGCAAGAAAACCAUGUACUCGGAGUACUUACGACAGAGUGUUGCCGAGUCAGACUUCAUUGAAUAAUCAUGUCAUCUCUUCUAUUUUAUUUAUUCUUCCUUCUAUCUUGAACCUAGUUUGUAUGUUAGCAAAUCCACUUGUAAGAAUCAUUCUGUCAUAUUAUGAUAUUGUAAAAUUCCGAUUCCCUGUUUACACUUAUUCUAUUUAAUGUUUCUGCAUAUGAAUAUGUUUAUAAUGACAUUUAUUCCCAGUGGGAUCAGCUUCCUAUAAAAAUUGCUAUUAAUUGUUUUUUUUAACUAUUUUGCCUUGAUCGCGUAGAAACACGUGUAGCUAUCUGCUUAAUUCUUAAUUAAGUUAUUUCUCGAUUACUAUGUGGUCAACUUAAUCUGUGUCAAAUAAGCCUGAAUAACGACAUUUUCUUUAAUUAUUACAAUAUUACAUUUAUGUAAAUCCAAAAUAUCUUGGAAUAUUUCUAUAUGAGAGGAUUUCGUAGGAUGAUAUUAUAAAGCAUUUAUAUACCUGCUAAUCGCCAAAGAGUGAUAUUAUUGUGUUUUGAUAUGUACUACAUUACGUGCAAUCAUAGCAAUAAUUUUGUUAGAAUUGAUCUUUAAUAUUGAACUGAAAGUUGUAACACAAAAUGGUUGUGCAAAGUCUCGUCGCUUCCUAAUGUGUAAGCAAACCAGUGAUCAAAUACCAAAACACAGUUAACUAACAUUCCGAAUAGUGGUGAUUGAUGAUCUUUACCGUAAGAAACUAAAUCACAGAAACAAUUGUAUUAAAGACAAAUAUACUGUAAAACAUUUUUUAUUAAUAUUCAUAUCAUUAUAAUUUUGUAAGUUAAUGUUCACUGUAUUGGGACAUAUCAAUUUGUCAAAUGAAAUAAAUUAAAAAUGUGCCUUUAAAACAAA
Molecule: messenger RNA, 2411 nt
Organism: Folsomia candida
Lineage: Eukaryota; Metazoa; Arthropoda; Collembola; Entomobryomorpha; Isotomidae
Exons: 11
Coding region: 190-1569 (459 amino acids)
Molecular function (GO): GTPase activity
Source: RefSeq, a predicted model, not a curated record